Molecule: messenger RNA, 1813 nt
Organism: Kockovaella imperatae
Lineage: Eukaryota; Fungi; Basidiomycota; Tremellomycetes; Tremellales; Cuniculitremaceae
Product: X-domain of DnaJ-containing-domain-containing protein
Exons: 12
Coding region: 64-1677 (537 amino acids)
Biological process (GO): protein import into peroxisome matrix
Cellular component (GO): cytosol
Source: RefSeq, a predicted model, not a curated record
GUACACUCUUUGCAUCGAUUCAUCGAGUCCCCCAUCGACUCGAUUUUCUGCUCCCUUGUCAUCAUGGAGAUACCCACAAGUGGUCCCCAGACGGAACUACCGAAAUCUGAUGUGGCGCCUCGAAAGGUCAAAGACACAGAGCUCUACGAUGUCCUUGGCGUCGCCCCAGAAGCUACGGAGCUGGAGCUCAAGAAGGCGUAUAGAAAGAUGGCCAUCAAGUGGCACCCCGAUAAGAACGCCGGGUCUCAAGAAGCCGAGCUGAAGUUCAAGGAAGUAGGAGAAGCUUAUCAGAUCCUGUCGAAUCCUGAUCAACGAGCCUUCUAUGAUAAAGUUGGCAAGGCCGGUAUGAAGCGCCCUGAAGAAGGUGGCGAGGUGGAUCCCCAAGAGAUCUUCUCACAGAUGUUCGGCGGGGAGGCUUUCUUUGAUUAUAUCGGCGAGAUAUCCCUAGUCAAAGAUUUCACAUCCACGAUGGACGUCGUCAUGACUCCGGAAGAACGAGCCGAGAUGGAGGCUGCGAAGAAUGCCGAGACUGAGAACAUUCAGCAUGAAACUUCUGGCGCAGAUUCCGAGACGACCACAGCUACUGCUGCUGCUUCCACGACAGCAGGCACUGUUCCCGGCGCCUCGAUGACGGCCGCAACAGCGGAGAAAUCAUCUGAGGCCCCAUUGUCAGGUACUGCUCCGGCGCAAACAGAACAAUCCGGAUCAUCUCUCGCACACCACUCGUCCUUUUCCUCUAGUAACACGCCGACCCCGUCAGCCAGCUCCACGGAACUUGGUAAAGCGUCACCUGGACCCAAAGACAAGAAGGGCAAGCACAAGUUAUCGCCUGAGCAAAAGGCUCAGUUAGAUGCGUUGGAGAAGAAGCGUGAUGCGGAGAAGAGUGCGAGGAUCGAGGUUCUCAAAGAAAAGCUUAUCCAACGGAUCCGUCCGUUCGUUGAAGCUCGCAAUCCGGGUGACAUCAAUGAUCCGGAGACCAAGGCGUUCGAAGCGCGUAUCAAGACCGAGGCGGAGGAUCUGAAGCUCGAGUCAUUCGGGAUAGAGCUUCUUCAUACCAUCGCCGGGGUGUAUAUUACCAAAGCGGGCAACUUUAUUAAGUCUAAAAAGUUCCUCGGAGGCGGGUUCCUCGGUAGACUUAAGGAGAAGGGGGGUAUGGUCAAAGAAGGAUGGGGUUUGCUGGGAUCCGCGAUCGGCGUUCAAGCGGCGAUGGAGGAGAUGGAGCGGUUGGAGCAAAAAGGAAAUGCUACGCCGGAAGAAAUGGAACAGUUGGCUCAAGAGGUCUCUAGCAAGAUGCUGUUGACGACCUGGAAGGCAACCCGCUGGGAGGUCAUCAAUGUCCUCGGAGCUGUGCUUGACAGAGUCCUGUAUGAGCCUGGGUUAUCGAAAGAUGCCGGACUGCGCCGCGCAAAGGCCAUCAUGACAAUCGGUGGCAUCUUCAAAUCUAUAGAGGCGGACGAGUCGGACGAGGAGAGAAGAGAGCUGGAGAGACUUGUGAUGAACGCGGGAAACAAGAAGAAGAAGGCUGAAAAGGAAAAGGAGCAAGCAAAGAAGAGUGGUGGAUGGGGAUGGGGCAAGGUGGACACGAGUGCACAAGGUGCACCUGCGAGUAGUGCUGCUGGUACUGCGCCCGUGCCGGGAGAGAAGGCAGAAGCGACGAGCACCGAUGCCAAGGUAUAAUUUGGAGAUCACGGCGGAGGCAGGAUUUCAUCACGGAGAGCAACGUGCAGUGUGCUUAAUUUGCAAAGAUCAUUGUUUCAAACGAACAGCUUCUCAAUAGACGUCCCAACGAUAUACUUGCAUGACGAGACACAUC